AUGGUCCGACCAGUGUAUUUCGUUGUCGUAGCCGCGACGGCGCUCCUUUCCGCCGUCGUGUGCCAUGUUGGCGCCGCUGCAGUGGGCGACGUGUUGCCGUAUGGUGGGACCGCCACAACAAAAGCCCUGGGGCAGGCGGCCGCGGUAGCGUGCAAUGCAAACAUUGGCGACAGCUACGCCGUUGUGAAGCGGUUCCAAGGGAACGUGACGCUCAACUGCAACACGUGCGUCCGGGCCGUGUGCCACAGCGGCCUCUGCGGCGGAUCAGCGACCCCCGUGAUCCUUCGCAUUGUCGACGACUGUCCGACGUGCGAGGACGAAGGCUUGGACAUGGCGCCGGCAACGCUUCAGACCAUGUCCGGGAGCUCUGUACCGGGUCUGUACGCGAUCAGGUGGGAGUUCGUGAACUGCCCGGCGACGCCUGGCAGGGCGCCGCCCACUUACGAGGCGGGGGUCGUCGAACCAGCUACCGCGUCGACGAACCCCGUGUCGAUCCUACAGGCGAACGAGAAGGACGUGGACAGGACGCGACGUCAAGAGCCCGCGGCCGCCGAUCACAAGCUCGUGAUUACCGAAGCCGAGUCCUCUGACGACGCAAAGAAAUCGUCCGGCACGAGUCUCGUGAUUGUGAUUCUUGUGGGUCUGGUUGCCGUCGGCGCCUGUGCGCUGGCGGUCGUCUUCUUUACGGUCGCGAACAAGAAACGACGGAGCAAACGCGGUCCGUGCACGACGCGGUCUUUCGACACGUUCAGCUCACCGGCGACUGCGAAAGUCAGCAUCGUCAAGUUCUGA
Hyaloperonospora brassicae is the source of this 792-nucleotide messenger RNA. The record is from the annotation of a GenBank genome assembly. NCBI's taxonomy places the organism in Eukaryota, Oomycota, Peronosporomycetes, Peronosporales, Peronosporaceae.